Molecule: messenger RNA, 1833 nt
Organism: Drosophila grimshawi
Lineage: Eukaryota; Metazoa; Arthropoda; Insecta; Diptera; Drosophilidae
Exons: 2
Coding region: 85-1689 (534 amino acids)
Source: RefSeq, a predicted model, not a curated record
AAUACGUCUGACACCAAAGCAGACGCCGUUUGAUACCACAACAAAUACAUACAAGUGCAUACAAUCCAUAUCCAUAUCCAUAUCAUGUUUGCGAUGCACUCGAUCAUGGUGGUGCUCUUGCUGCUAACGAUGCUGCUUGUCAACGCUGCGCCAGCACCGACGCCGGUUCAGGUCGUCUAUACGGGCGACGAGGGCUGCGAUUGCCCCACCCAGCUUGGCUAUCAGUUAAAUGUGCCCAGACCGAGCAAGCCAAAGCAGUAUACGGGCGGCGAGUAUGGCUAUCGUGUGGAGAAGCCCGUGCAGGCCAAGGCAAAGAUCAGUUACAGCUUCGAUUUCACCGUGGAGGAACCACGUACGCCAGCACCACCCAAAAACAAGCCAGCCAAGCUGUAUGCCAAGGUGGAUCGUGUUACGGCCACCAAAUCAGAUUGUCGCGCCCAGGACAAGUCGACCUGUACCUGCAGCAGAUGCUCCACGGCCAAGCCAAGGUACGUAGCCCAGCCGCCCAACUCAAGUCCGAAUGCUAUACGUCGUCGUCGUGAUCUGAGCUCCGGUCCCGGCUCACUGCUGCGCAAGCGUUUAAUGCGACAGCAGCAGCUGCAGGAGCGUCCGCCGCGAUAUGUUAAAUUCUAUCACAAGGAUCUGAGCCCACAGCAGCAGCACAAGAUGCAUCUGUUUGGGCUGGUGCCCCCACAGACGACGUCGUCCAAGAGCAAGCGCAAGUCGAAAAAGACGCCCUCUUUAAGAUCGGGCCAUGACAAACGGUGGCUGGGACUGAGAACCCGUCACAUGACAAAGCGCGACAUUAAGGGUGAGUAUGAUCUGCUGGAACAGGAGCGUGCCAACGCUGAUCUGACCGCUCCAGAGAUCAUACAAUUCAUGCCGGAGACGCUUAAUCCCAGUUUCAAACGUGGACAAUGCCAUAUGGGCUGUGGUGCCAUUACAGCCAGUGCACCACCAUCCGAUACUGCUGAGGAUGCCCAGCAUAUGAGCAGUCCUGCCAUCACCGAGCAGCCCGAGCAAUCCGAGCAAUCCGAGCAGCCGGAGCAGCAGCCAGAGCAGCAGCCAGAGCAGCCGGAGCAAUCGGAAGAGCCAUCACUAGUUAAUUCGAUUCCCGCCAAGCGUUCGACUUUCAGCUAUUUUCCACUGCAGAUACCAUCGCCGUUGACUGGCAACUACAAUGAAUAUAAGUUUGUGGAUGAUUCACAACUGCGGGCUUUGCUGUCGACCACCUCGGUGCCGGAUCCGCUUGAGCAGAGCUCAACACCGCUGCAAUUCGCCGGCGAUUUGCAAUCGAUAAAUCCUCGAAAUUAUGCAAAAUCAGUGCUUGGCAUUGGCAGUGGCUAUCCGGUGGAGCAUAUGGCCGACAAUCAUCUGGACACCAUCAUUUCGGGCAUUGUUUACAAGCAUCCGGAUUAUGUUGAUAACAAUUCACAUUAUGGUGGUGCCCUGGUCGACCCAGAGCCUGAGCAAAAGAAGCAGACGACCGACUUUCUUAAGAAGCUCAUUGAUGGUCGCCUAGGCGGAUGGGGCUUCGAUGCAUCCACCGAGCCCGAGUCGGCGGUUCAAGCUGACUACUCACGGACGCCAUCUAAGACGUAUGGCUACAAUAGUCACACCCUUGACGGCUACAGCUUGGACACCUACAAUGUGCCACCCAUCAGUGACUAUCUGCGCACCUGGUUCUAGGCACCCAUCCGCACCUCCUUCUACCUUUCACAAAUCUCUGUAUAGUGUAUAGUUGUUUAUGUAGGGAAUUCUUCUGUGGUCUUAUUGCUAUGCUUGUUGGCUAGUUUCUAAUAAUAAUAAUAAUAAACAAACAAAAAAUAAGAA